CCCCAACUUUUUUUUUGCCCCUUCAAAGCCUCUCUUCACCAUGCCAUUCCUGCAGAAAAAUCUAAAACAAAUGGCUUCCUGCAUCGAAGAUGAUUCGAUGAUACUUUUCUCGACUUCCAAUUCCCCUGAAGAAUCCACCAGCGCUUCCUCUUCUUUUCACCUUUCACCGCUGCCAGCAUUAGCACAACAACAUUUCAAGACAUCUUGCAAAGAAGUCACUGUAAGAAAUCUCUCUUACUCUAUAAAUCCUGAAAGGUCACUCUGUUCUUCGUUCUGUUACUUGAUGAAGCAAGAGCCUAAGCCUAUUAACAUACUCAAAUCAGUCUCAUUUGUUGCAAGAAGCUCAGAAAUUCUUGCGAUUGUCGGUCCGAGCGGCACUGGAAAGUCUACUCUGCUUCAAAUAAUAUCCGGAAGGGUGAAAGAUAAAGAUUUUGAUCAAAAUUGUAUCUCUAUAAAUGAUCAUCGAAUAACAAGUCCUGCUCAGUUGCGGAAAACGUGUGGAUUUGUUGCGCAAGAAGACGAUUUGCUCCCUCUACUCACUGUGAAAGAAACGCUCAUGUAUAGUGCCAAAUUCAGGCUAAAAGAAGCCAGUGCAAGGGAGAAAGAAGAGAGGGUUCAUAGUUUGAUGCAUGAGCUUGGCCUUGUCCAUGUUGCGGAUAGUUUUGUCGGGGACGAAGAGCAUAGAGGGAUAUCUGGUGGAGAAAGGAAAAGGGUAUCAAUUGGUGUUGACAUGAUUCAUGACCCACCGAUUCUACUUCUUGAUGAGCCAACUUCAGGCCUAGACAGCACUUCAGCUUUACAAGUGAUUGAGCUCCUCUCAUCAAUGGCCAGAGCAAAGCAGAGGACUCUGCUCCUAUCUAUACACCAACCAGGUUAUAGGAUUCUUCAAUACAUUCCCAACUUCUUGAUCCUGGCUCGUGGUUCUGUUGCUUAUUAUGGUUCUCUUGACUCACUGGAGGAAACCAUAAUCAAUCUGGGAUUUCAAAUUCCUAUGCAGCUAAAUGCUCUUGAAUUCGCCAUGGAAAUCAUCUCUCCUCUGGUAGAGUCAAAUUCUAACCGUCGCCUCUCCAAUGAAACAUGUAACUUCUCAAUCUGGUUAGAAGAAGAAAUUGGCAGUGCUCAACAACAUAGUCAUAACAGAAGCACUGAAAAUUCUCUGUUCCUUAAUUUUUACGAAAUCAUGCAUCUCUGCUCAAGGUUUUGGAAAGUUAUCUACAGAACAAAGCAGUUGUUCCUGGCAAGGACAAUGCAAGCAGUUGUUGGGGGAUUCGGAUUGGGGAGUGUUUAUGUGAAGGUGAGGAAUGAUGAAGGAGGAGUCACAGAGCGAUUGGGUCUGUUCGCAUUCAGUCUAAGUUUUCUUCUUUCUUCCACAGUCGAAGCGCUACCAAUAUACCUUCAAGAACGACGAGUACUAAUGAAGGAAGCAUCAAGAGGAGCCUACAAAAUAUCCUCAUACAUAAUUGCCAACACCAUUGUCUUCCUUCCCUUCUUGUUCGCGGUCGCAGUCCUUUUCGCCGUUCCCGUCUACUGGAUCGUAGGACUGAAUCCUUCAAUUCAAGCAUUCUCAUUCUUUGUCUUCACAGUUUGGCUCAUUGUGUUGAUGGCCAGUUCAUUAGUACUCUUUCUCAGCGCAGUCUCUCCAGAUUUCAUAUCAGGGAACACGCUCAUAUGCACUGUUCUUGGGGCAUUCUUUCUCUUCUCAGGCUACUUCAUUCCCAAAGAGAACAUCCCAAAAUAUUGGAUUUUUGUGUAUUAUGUGUCCUUAUACAGGUAUCCAUUGGAUUCGCUUCUGAUAAAUGAAUAUUGGAGUGUAAGAAGUAAGUGCUUUUCUUGGCAAGGUGAAGAAGAACUUUCAAAGUGUCUGGUAACAGGAUAUGAUGUGUUGAAGAGCAGAGGACUAGACAAGGACACUAGGUGGAUUAAUGCAGGGAUCAUGCUUGGUUUCUUUGUGUUGUAUCGUGUGAUUUGUUGGAUCAUUCUUGCUCAAAGGGCUAAAAGAACUACCAUAUAAAAGAUGUAUUAGUGCUUUUCUUCAGUUAUUUCCAUGUUGGAUGAUUGUAUGAAUUUAUAUAUUUCUUUAUUUCUCUAGGCUUGGUGUUACAUGAUCACUUACUCUUGAUUUGAUUCACGAAUUUGGAUAUGAGAAAGGAAAGAUAAUGCCAAGAACAUCUAUUUUCCUGA
This is a messenger RNA of Tripterygium wilfordii, 2181 nucleotides long. Its product is annotated as ABC transporter G family member 23. The coding region runs from base 41 to 2011 and encodes 656 amino acids. Gene Ontology annotation, cellular component: membrane. The record is from RefSeq and is a predicted model, not a curated record. Gene Ontology annotation, molecular function: ATP hydrolysis activity; ABC-type transporter activity; ATP binding. Lineage: Eukaryota; Viridiplantae; Streptophyta; Magnoliopsida; Celastrales; Celastraceae. The transcript has a single exon.